CACGGCAAUUCUCUCCGUUGUUCGAACCUGAAAUUUGAUCAAUACGCUCUUGCACCCGAAUUUUGUAUGCUCUACAAAAAGCGAGUCUCCUACUGAGCCUGAGCCUGGAUCUGUGAAGUUUUGCUCAAUCUGCUACAGAAAAGUAUGGCUGCAAUUUAUAGUCUUUAUAUCAUCAACAAAUCAGGAGGUCUCAUCUUCUACAAGGAUUAUGGGUUAGCAGGCAGAAUGGAUACCAAUGAUAGCUUGAGAUUAGCAAGUUUGUGGCACUCGAUGCACGCCAUCUCCCAGCAAUUGUCCCCAAUUUCCGGAUGCUUCGGUAUCGAACUCCUGGAAGCGGACACAUUUGAUCUUCAUUGCUUUCAGUCUCUUACCGGGACAAAGUUUUUUGUUGUAUCUGAGCCUGGAACGCAUCACAUGGAUAAUUUGUUGAAACAUAUUUAUGAAUUGUACACGGAUUAUGUGUUGAAGAAUCCAUUUUAUGAAAUGGAGAUGCCAAUUCGGUGUGAGCUCUUUGAUAUCAAUCUUGCACAAGCAAUACAAAAGGAUCGUGUUGCGUAUCUUGGCCGAUGAGGAGAUGAAUCUUAUUAUGCAAACAAUCCUAUCUUUUUUUUUUCUCCAAAUUCUAAUUUUAGUUUCGGGUUUAUUUGAUUGAUAUUGUUAAAUUCCAAGUUUAUUUGAUAAAAUAGUAGCCAACUGAAGCUUUUGGGAUAUAUGCUCAUAUCAUAUGUUUCUUAUAUGUUAUACAUUUGUUUCUUUCUUAGGCCCCA
Molecule: messenger RNA, 767 nt
Organism: Lactuca virosa
Lineage: Eukaryota; Viridiplantae; Streptophyta; Magnoliopsida; Asterales; Asteraceae
Source: the annotation of a GenBank genome assembly